This is a messenger RNA of Cyprinodon tularosa, 2057 nucleotides long. RefSeq names its product zinc finger protein OZF-like. The transcript is spliced from 2 exons. Gene Ontology annotation, biological process: regulation of transcription by RNA polymerase II. NCBI's taxonomy places the organism in Eukaryota, Metazoa, Chordata, Actinopteri, Cyprinodontiformes, Cyprinodontidae. Bases 167 to 1663 code for a protein of 498 amino acids. Gene Ontology annotation, molecular function: RNA polymerase II cis-regulatory region sequence-specific DNA binding; DNA-binding transcription factor activity, RNA polymerase II-specific. Gene Ontology annotation, cellular component: PcG protein complex; transcription regulator complex. The record is from RefSeq and is a predicted model, not a curated record.
AGAAGGAGUAGUAGAAGAAGACAGAGCUCUCCUGUAGAUGAGUUCCUCCCUGUUUAGUAAAGAAAGGCAAUCAUUUAACUGUAUUUUUUAAGAGUUUGGGUGAAGACUGAGCGCCAAAUGUUUAGUAAAUGUUAAACGAACAUUGAAAGAUAAGCUAAGAGCAAACAUGAGUGCAGCAAUAGGAGAGAUUCCCGAAACAGUUAAAGAGGAGGACAAAGAAUAUAAGACGGAACACAACAUCCUUGAAGCUGAUGUUCAGCAGGGGGUGAUUGUUAAAGAAGAGGAACCUGUGGACUACAGACCAUAUGCUCACCUGAAUGACCCAAAGCCUGAACACAUAAAGGAGGAACAGGAAGAAAUCUACGUCAGUCUGGGGGGAGAGCAGCUCAAUGCAAAGGAGGAGAUGGAAGCCAUCAGCUUUCCAGUGUCUGCUUCUCUCAAUAACAGUGUGAAUGAUAACCAUUCCCCUCGGCUCUCUCAGCUUUAUCCAGACCAGUUUACAGGCAGAGAGAUUCCAGAUGGUUCUAUUUACUUAAAGACUGAAGACACUAUGGAGGAUGAGGACAAUGAUAUAAAACCUUCAGUCUCUGAGCUGAAACACUUGUCAGACUUUGGGCUAACGACUAAGGACAUGGACAAUGACUGGAAGUCAUUGUCAUUGGAUGAAAAUAUGAACAAACCUUAUAGUUCCUCUAUGUUUAUUGAACAUUUUUUUCAUCCCUUUGUUCAAAACGACUCAAUCGAUUCAGAUACAGAGUCUUCAAGCUUCCCAAAUGAAGGCUCACAAAGGGAAGUCGAGCCAGGAUUAAAGUUUAGCUGUGAAGACUGUGGUAAAUUAUUGACAGGAAAAAGCAGUUUAAACAGACACAAGAAACUCCACACUGGACAGAAACCCUACACCUGUGAUGUAUGUGGGAAAACAUUUAGCACAAAGACAAAGUUAAAUACACAUAUGAAAAUCCACACAGGACAUAAACCUUAUAUCUGUGAUCUAUGUGGACAAAGUUUUAGUGUGAAUGGACAUUUAACCAGACACAUGAAAAUCCAUUUAGCAGAAAAACCUUUUUCUUGUGAGCUAUGUGCAAAAGGAUUUUGUGAAAAAUCGUCUUUGAAAAUACACAUGAUAAGCCAUUCUGGACAGAAACCUUUCUGUUGUGAUCUGUGUGGACAACGAUUUGGCUUAAAAAACAGUUUAACCAGACACAUAAAAAUCCACACAGGACAGAAACCAUUUUGUUGCAAUUUAUGUGGACAAAGUUUUAGUCGAAAAACACUUUUGAACUCGCACUCAAGAAUCCACACAGGACAGAAGCCUUUUUCUUGUGAUCUGUGUGGACAAAGAUUUAAUGAAAAAUCAACCUUAACCAAACAUAUGAUGACCCACACGGGACAUAAACCUUUCUGUUGUCUUGACUGUGGGAAAAAAUUUAGGCAAAAAGUACAUUUAGAGACGCACAGUAGAAUCCACACUGGACAGAGACCUUUCCCAUGUGACAUAUGUGGAAAAAGAUUUAGUGAAAAGGGAAAUCUAAGUACACACAUGAGGAUCCACACAGGACAUAACCCUUUCUGCUGUGAUCUUUGUGGGGCAAGAUUUACUGAAAGCACAAGCUUGAAGAAACACACGAAAACCCACAGAGGAAGAAAAAUGGCUAAGCUAUGAAUACACAAUAAAGCCACUUUAAGAAAAAAUCUUGUAAAGUUUCCCAUCAAAAAAGAUGUAAAAUACAUUAAAUCAUGAGGUAUUUACACCCCAAGGUUCCAGAGGUUAUUAAGUCUUACAGUCAUGUGUUGAUUCCCUGUGUUGUCUUUGAUUUGCACUGUUCUCUUACAAAACAAUGAUUUUAUCAUUUUACUGUAUUAGCUUAACAAAGUUACCGGAUGAAAUGGGGUGAUCAGAGCUCUAUAGUUAUAGUGACUUAAUAUCACAAUGUUUUUGGUUUUGUUUUUAUCACUGCUACUUACGUUAUCAAGGCGUUACUUUAAAAAAUGAAAUUGUCUAGAGAGCUGUUCUAAACAAAAUUUCUUUUUGUUUAAACUUGUGUUUACAAAAUGAC